AUGGUGGUGCUGAUCGGUUGGAAAUCGAGUGGGACGAUACUGCUGGCAUUGGUUGGAAUCGUCGCAGGACAGUACGGUUCGUGUGAUUAUACGUACACAUACACCAGCGGUCAAACGAGCUUAAUACAAUCGCCCAGCUUUCCCAACUACUAUACACCGGGCACAAAGUGUCGGUACACCGUGAACGCACCGGUUGGCCACUAUCUGUACGUGCAAUGCUACGAUAUGUAUCUGCCGUCGACUAUUGGUUGCGUGUACGACAAACUCUCCAUUUCAUUGAGCGGUGAUCCAAAUCUGGGCGAUGCCGACAAUCGCUGUGGAAUGACCACCUUCAACGUGCAGAGUACGUACAACUCGCUGGUGGUGGCGUUGCUGGGCAGUACGGCUACCACCGGUGGACGGUUCCGUUGUCAGAUAACGGCAGUGAAGAUCCCGUGUGACUGUGGACGCCGCAAAACGCCCACCAUCGUGAAUGGUUUCAAAACGCAGGCAAAUGAGUUCCCGAUGAUGUCGGCAUUGGUGGAUGUAAAUACGAAGCAGAUAUUCUGUGGAUCUACGAUUGUUACCGAUCGCCACGUGCUUACGGCUGCUCACUGUCUGCUGACCAAAUCGGUCGCCAAUACAACUGUUCUUGUGGGCGAUCAGAAUAUUAAAACAGGCACAGACACCCGAUUUUCGGUGCUUAUGUUGAUAUCUACUUUCAUUCCGCAUCCCAGCUAUAAUCCCACUGCCAAAACGAACGAUAUUGCACUGGUGCGAACUACCUACACGAUUGUCUUCAAUGCUGGCGUAGGCCGAGUGUGCUUACCGUUCCGCUUCACUAACAGCACCUUCGAUAACGUACGCGUUAGUGCGCUCGGGUGGGGUGCGAUAGAUUUCGGUUCACCACAGUCGGAUGAGCUGCUCCAGACAACGUUGUCCGUGGUGACAUCUAGCAGCUGUUCGACCAAACUUUCGCGUACGAUCCUGGCCAGUCAGAUGUGCACGUUUGCGGCUGGUAACGAUACGUGUCAGAACGAUUCGGGCGGUCCGUUGUAUUAUACGGCGCCGGAAUCUCAGCUGGUGUAUGAAGUGGGUGUGGUUGGAUUUGGAGUGGCCUGUGCCUCCAAUUUUCCAAGUGUGAACACAAGAGUUACUUCGUACCUGGAUUGGAUUGCUAGCACCACUGGGUACACUUUCUGUGAGACUUAG
Messenger RNA from Anopheles marshallii, 1191 nucleotides. RefSeq names its product venom serine protease-like. The transcript has 3 exons. The record is from RefSeq and is a predicted model, not a curated record. Gene Ontology annotation, molecular function: serine-type endopeptidase activity. Gene Ontology annotation, biological process: proteolysis. The coding region runs from base 1 to 1191 and encodes 396 amino acids. Lineage: Eukaryota; Metazoa; Arthropoda; Insecta; Diptera; Culicidae.